AUGUCUGUGGAUGAGAAGACUGACUCCCCCAUGUAUGUGUAUGAGUCAACGGUGCACUGUACCAAUAUUCUCCUCUGCUUAAAUGACCAGCGGAAGCAGGACAUUCUCUGUGACGUGACUCUGAUCGUGGAGGGGAAGGAGUUCCGCGCCCACCGGGCUGUGCUGGCUGCCUGCAGCGAGUACUUCUUGCAGGCCUUGGUAGGGCAGACAGAAAAUGACCUGGUGGUCAGCCUGCCGGAAGAGGUCACUGUCAGGGGAUUUGGUCCAUUGUUACAGUUUGCCUACACUGCUAAGCUGUUACUCAGCAGAGAAAACAUCCAGGAGGUCAUCCAUUGCGCCGAAUUCCUGCGCAUGCACAACCUGGAGGACUCCUGCUUCAGCUUCCUUCAGACGCAACUGCUGAACAAUGAAGAUGGCCUGUUCCUGUGCAAAAAAGAUAACACCUGUCAACGCAUGCACGAUGAGGAGAACUCAGAUGGAGACGAGGAGGAGACGAUGGAAUCGGAGACGUCAAAAAUUUCUUGCCCAAGAGAGAGGAUGCACCAAGAGCCCUUCAAUUUUGAAAACACUGUUGCUGGACCAGAAAAAGGUGAAGGGAUGUUGCCUGACUCUGACAUGCUGAGAGAUAGCAAGGACAAUUUGGACAAAGAUGCAGUAACACGGUACCCCAGAUACAAGAAAUACCAGCUUGCUUGUACCAAGAAUGUCUACAACACAUCACACAUCAGUACCUCAGGUUUUGCAAGCACAUUCAGUGAAGAGAGCUCUGGAAAUGGCCUCAAAUCAGGACUUGCUAUGGGGCAGAUAAAAAGCGAGCCUCAGAAUGAAGAGAACGAUGAAGAAAGCAUCACGCUUUGCCUGUCUGGAGAUGAACCUGACAUCAGGGAUAAAGAAGGGGAUGUUGAAAUGGACAGGAAACAGCCAAGCCCCACUUGCGCCGACAGGCCAAAAAGUGGGUCCUCUCCUUCUUGCUUGCGGUCUUUCUUCAACAGAACAAAAAGCAUAGAUUUGGUUGGCUUCCCCAGCACUUCCCAACAGCACUUUGGCAGGAGUCCAGCAUGCCCUUUUGAAAAAGGGACAACUCAGGGUGACCACAAAACUGAUUAUGUCCCUUUCACAGGGAACUAUGGACAGUCCCAUGCCAUGCAGAAGGAUGCUUCCAGCUUCACAGUGGGAUCACCGCUCAGGGGGCCUGGCUUUGAAACUCUCUGUAAGCAAGAAGGGGAACUGGACAGAAGGAGUGUUAUAUUCUCUUCAAACGCUUGUGACCAAGUAAACACUUCGGUGCAUUCAUAUUCUGGUGUGAGCAGCUUGGACAAAGACCUCACUGAGACUGUGCCAAAGGGUCUGUGGGCUGGCAGUAGCCAGUCUCUCCCCAGCUCUCAGACCUAUUCGCACAGCGGACUGACAGCUGAUCACUUGCCGGGAAGGAUGCGGCCGAACACCAGCUGUCCGGUGCCAAUUAAAGUUUGCCCUCGCUCUCCUCCUUUGGAAACCAGAACCAGGACCUCCAGCUCGUGCUCUUCCUACUCGUACGCAGAGGACGGCAGCGGUGGCUCUCCCUGCAGUCUGCGUCUUUGCGAGCUCUCCUCUUCCCCUUGCUCCCAAGGCCCCCGAUUCCUGGCACCCGAGCACCAGGAGCCCGGCGUGGUGGGGGAUGGAUUGUACAACCCGGUCCGAGCCCAGAUUAAAUGUGAGCCAUCCUAUGGAACAAACUCCAGCGAUGAGUCUGGGUCAUUCUCAGAAGCAGACAGUGAAUCAUGUCCUGUGCAAGAUAGAGGGCAUGAGGUGAAACUUCCUUUUCCUGUUGAUCAAAUCACAGAUCUUCCAAGGAAUGAUUUCCAGAUGAUGAUAAAGAUGCACAAGCUAACCUCAGAGCAGCUCGAGUUCAUCCACGAUGUCCGCCGGCGCAGCAAGAACCGAAUUGCAGCUCAGCGCUGCCGCAAGAGGAAACUGGACUGUAUUCAGAACCUAGAAUGUGAAAUCCGCAAGUUGGUGUGUGAGAAAGAGAAAUUGCUCUCAGAAAGGAACCAGCUGAAAGCAAGCAUGGGAGAAUUGUUAGACAACUUCUCAUGUCUUUCCCAAGAAGUGUGUAGAGACAUGCAGAGCCCGGAACAGAUCCAAGCUCUCCAUCGAUACUGCCCCGUUCUCAGACCCAUGGAUCUACAGCCAGCCACCACCAUCAGCCCCUCCCCAGCUGGCGUGGAGCAGAGCCUGGUGACCUCCCAGUGUGUCGGGGAAAGCAUGCAGUGCUGCUCAGAGCAAGGCUCGGUGCAACUGGGAGCGCCCUGGCUGCCCAACAACAUCUCGGAAAAUUGUUCGGCUAGCGGGGGGUUGGAUGGAGCCGACACAGGUACUUACCCCGAGAGAGAGCUUCCACCAGAGCAGAGCAGCCAAACGGUCACGGUAGACUUCUGUCAGGAAAUGACUGAUAAAUGUACAACAGAUGAACAACCUAGGAAAGAUUACACCUAGUGACUUGUAACCUUAACGUUACACCUGGUCAGGUGUU
Messenger RNA from Gavia stellata (red-throated loon), 2512 nucleotides. It is a transcript of the gene BACH2, whose product is annotated as BTB domain and CNC homolog 2. The coding region runs from base 1 to 2475 and encodes 824 amino acids. The transcript is spliced from 4 exons. The record is from RefSeq and is a predicted model, not a curated record. NCBI's taxonomy places the organism in Eukaryota, Metazoa, Chordata, Aves, Gaviiformes, Gaviidae. Gene Ontology annotation, biological process: regulation of transcription by RNA polymerase II. Gene Ontology annotation, molecular function: protein binding; DNA-binding transcription factor activity, RNA polymerase II-specific; RNA polymerase II cis-regulatory region sequence-specific DNA binding.